UGCCAGAUUUUAUUUUUCUCUUUUACUCUUCAUUAUUAUUUCUGAAAGGUUCUUGUCGGCCGGGGGACAAAACACGACGGUCCCAGUUAACGUUGGAGUUGUUCUUGACAUGGAUACAUGGAAUGGGAAGAUCAGGUGGAGUUGCAUAAAUAUGGCUCUGUCAGACUUCUAUGCCUCUCAUUCUUACUACAAGACAAGGCUGAGGCUUAUCACCAGGGACUCCAAAAGCGAUGUUGUUGGAGCGGCUGCUGCAGCUUUAUACCUGAUCAAAAAUGCAGAAGCACAAGCCAUCAUAGGGCCACAAAACUCGAUGCAGGCACACUUUGUCAUCAAUCUAGGGGAGAAAGCUCAAGUGCCCAUUAUAUCAUUCUCAGCAACAAGCCCUUCUCUUACUUCCCUACGGAGUCCAUACUUUUUUCAAUCCACUCAAAAUGAUUCAUCUCAAGUGAAAGCUGUAAGUGCAAUUAUUCAAGCUUUUGGGUGGAGAGAAGCUGUGCCAAUCUAUGUAGACAAUGAUUACGGAAAAGGUAUAAUGCCCUACUUGAUUGAUGCCUUGCAAAAGAUUGAUGCUAGGGUCCCCUAUCAAAGUGUCAUUCCUCCAUCAGCCACGGAUGACCAAAUUGGUCAAGAACUUUACAAGUUGAUGACAAUGCAAACAAGAGUAUUCAUUGUGCACAUGUCACACAACCUUAGUUCUCGGCUAUUUACCAAGGCGAAAGAGAUUGGAAUGAUAAGAAAAGGUUAUGUUUGGAUCAUUACCAAUGGGAUAGCCAAUUCAUUUAAUUCCAUAGAAGCUUCAGUACUAGACUCAAUGCAAGGGGUAUUGGGAAUAAAGACUUACGUUUCAAAAACAAAAGAGCUUCAAAAUUUUACAAUUCAAUGGAAAAUUAAAUUUCAACAAGACUAUCCAAACUUUAUCAAUGCUGAACUGGAUGUUGUCAGCCUAUGGGCUUAUGAUGCUGCUUCCGCACUAGCCAUGGCAGUUGAGAAAGUUGGGAUCACAAACCUUGGCUUUGUAAAGAAAAAUUCUUCAAGCAACCUAACUGAUCUUGAAACUAGGGUCUCUCAAAAUGGUCCCAAACUUUGCGAAGCAUUAUUGGGUGCAAGAUUUACAGGCCUUUCUGGAGAGUUCAAUCUUGUUAAUGGGCAACUACAAUCAUCAACUUUUGAGAUAAUUAAUGUGAAUGGUAAUGGAGAAAGGGGGAUUGCAUUUUGGACUCCAGAAAACGGACUCAUAAGGAAAUUGAAAUCGGCAAACACAAGCACAUAUUCCACUUCAAAGAAUAAUCUAGGACCUAUUAUAUGGCCAGGUGAUUCAAGCUCUAUCCCCAAAGGUUGGGAGAUUCCAACAAAUGAGAAGAAGCUACGAAUAGGAGUUCGAGUAAAUGGUUUUAGUGAAUUUGUUAAGGUGACUCUUGAUCCUAGCACUAACACAACACAGGUCACUGGGUACUGCAUAGACGUCUUCAAUGCUGUAAUGGAAACAUUGCCAUACACUGUUAGCUACGAGUUCAUUCCCUUUGCGAAUCCUGAUGGUGGAAGCGCCGGUACUUAUAAUGAUUUGGUCUAUCAAGUAUUUCUUGGGAACUUUGACGCUGUGGUAGGAGAUACAACGAUCAUAGCGAACAGGUCUAACUUUGUGGACUUCACAUUACCAUACACAGAAUCUGGGGUAUCAAUGGUUGUGCCAGUCAAAGACAGCAGGACAAAAAAUGCAUGGGUGUUCUUAAAGCCUUUAACUUGGGACCUUUGGAUGACAAGCAGUUGUUUAUUUGUCUUUAUAGGCUUAGUGGUAUGGGUUCUUGAACACCGAAUAAAUGACGAUUUUCGCGGGCCUCCUUCGCAUCAGAUUGGGACAAGCUUAUGGUACGCCUUCUCCACCAUAGUUUUUGCACAUCGGGAGACAGUGUUAAGCAAUUGUGCAAGGUUUGUGGUGAUUGUAUGGAUUUUUGUGGUGCUCAUACUCACUCAAAGCUAUACUGCAAGUUUGACGUCACUCUUAACAGUUCAACAGCUGCAACCAACUGUUACUGAUGUCAACCAGCUUAUUAAGAAUGGGGAUUAUGUCGGAUACCAAGAAGGUUCUUUUGUUUUAGGAAUCCUAAAAGAAAUGAACUUUGACACAAGUAAGCUUCAGCAAUAUAAUUCUACAGAUCAUUGUGAUGAACUUCUAUCCAGAGGAAGUGCAAAUGGUGGUAUAGCUGCUGUUUUUGAUGAAAUCCCAUACAUGAAGCUUUUUUUAGGACAAUAUUGCUCAAAGUAUGCCAUGGUUAAAUCAAUAUACAAAACUAAUGGCUUUGGCUUUGUAAGCUCUCUUGUUUCUUGUGUGUGUGUGUGUAUUCUUUAUUAUUUUUAUGACUUGCAGGUCUUCCCAAAAGGUUCCCCUCUUGUCGCUGAUGUUUCAAGGGCAAUCUUAAAUGUGACUGAAGGACAAAAAAUAAAAGAGAUCGAAAAUACAUGGCUAGGAAAAGAUUCCAAUUGUCCAGACUUCAACCCCCAGGUUUCUUCUGAUAGUCUCAGCCUCUCUAGCUUUUGGGGCCUAUUCCUCAUUGCCGGUGUUGCUUCCUUAUCAGCCCUUAUCGUGUCCGUGUGCAUGUUUCUUUACAAUGAGAGGCGGCAAAUCUUGAUGUGUUUUGGUAAUUCAGAAAGCUCAAUACAAAGAAAAUUUUGGCGUACAUUGAGAAUCUUUGACAAAAAAGACCUCAACUCGCAUACUUUUAGGAAAAAAGCAUUUGAAGAAAAAAGUGGCAUUGAUAUAGGCACAAGUGAACCCGCACCAAACACCAACUACCCAGCAAGUCCAUCAAGCCAUUCAACAUGCCAGGAAUCCCACUUUGGUUUCUUGGGAGAUCCAGGAACGCCUUGUAGAGAAUACGCUGAUCUCAAUCCAAACGAUCAAGUGUCUCAACCAGCGGCAAUUAUUUAGAUAAUUGUCGAACCAAAUCAAAAGGGACCUAGAAUUCCAAGAAUAAGU
Molecule: messenger RNA, 2974 nt
Organism: Alnus glutinosa
Lineage: Eukaryota; Viridiplantae; Streptophyta; Magnoliopsida; Fagales; Betulaceae
Product: glutamate receptor 2.8-like
Exons: 5
Coding region: 110-2926 (938 amino acids)
Cellular component (GO): plasma membrane
Molecular function (GO): glutamate-gated receptor activity
Source: RefSeq, a predicted model, not a curated record